AUGCAAGAUCGAUCCAGCGGCCGAGGUGCCAUGCUCCCUGAUGCGUCUUCUUCGUCGUCGUCGUCUUCGUCAUCAGCAGCAGUACGAGCACCAUCAGCAUCACAAUCGGCCUUCCUCUCCGGUAGAGCGUUCCAGCUUCAGGCAGACGACGAGUCGCUCAGAUCUAGACCAGCAUAUCAGACGGCCAGCAUCGCCAAUGACGCGGACCCCAUCUUCGAACCAGCAGCAAGCAAUCGCUCAACCCGUAGUCGUGCUCGCGCUGGCACUCUCCCAUCCAGCUGGGGCGAUGUUAACCCUCCACCCCAGCAUCUCUCUCAACCAAUUCGCCAGCCAGCACUCUCCCACCUUUCUCCCGCAUCCAGUCAGAAUGUGCAUAGGAUCACGACAUCGGACAUCGUAGGGCAGAGCCAAGCUGCUCAGGGGCCUGCGUCCCUCAAUUCAUCUCCCCUCGCUCAAGAUAUGGCUACAUCGUCCGCUUCGCAAAGAUUUCGAUCCGGCUCUUUGACCAUGCCAUCCGCAAAUCUCUCCAACGCAUUCGGACCGUCCUUCUUUUCGACUCACUGGCAACCUACGCGCUCCGGCCUGAGUACGAUGACAUCGGCUGCCACUGACGAGGAAUCAGGCUCUCCCUCCGUGAUUGGCGAUGGACUCGGGCCACGCUUCUCUUUCGACAACGCAGACAUGCUAGACUACUUGGGUCUAGGCAGCACAGGCUCCAACGAACACGAGGGCCCCUUCUCUGCAGCUUUCAAGCAGCAGACUGAGUCCGACUAUGGCUCCGCCGACUCCGACCCGUACCUCGCCUCGGCCAAUCUGCGCAAUCGCUCUUCCACGCUCGGCGUCCAUCAGUUGCGACCCAGUCUAAAUAACAGCGGAGGUCGUGCUCGCAGUAGCAGCUACUUGCCUUCCUUCAGCAUCGAUACCGCGGCACCUGUCGCUGCGCCUUCAUCUCAGUCGCAGACACAGUCUGCUACCACCCGUUCUGGCAACGUCUCUGGGUCGCAGAGUCCUUAUGCCGGUCCAGCACCGCAUUCGUCCCUUCUCAACACCGCGCUUCACAACCGCCUACAGCAGUACAGCGCGGCGCCGUCGGCUCAGUCUUCUCAACUCGACGACCCUGUCCAAACAAGUGCGAAUAGGCCCAGAGCAACGAGUAUGGGUGUGCUGGAUCACCCACAGUCUCGUGCACACCUACCCGGCACACUGACUCCCACGUACGGGCGCCAGGAAGCGAGUCUGGCCUCUGCGAACUCUGUCGGCCUCUACAAUCUACCGCCUGCAACUGCCGGCUCAGCACCCGGCAUUGAUGCUCAAGCCGAUCUUUCGGCGUUUCUCGCAAGCGGCAGGAACCGAGCCGGCACCAUUGCAGCCUUCUCUGGCCCUGGCGGCCGCGCAAGAGCGGAGCAAGAACUCUUGCGCAUGGCGCAACUGUACCACGAAGCGACGCGAGCGAGAGACGCUUCCAUCCGCCCGAGCUCAUCUGUCGUCGGCGAGGUGUCGCCGAACCUCGACGUGUAUGGACCGCCUCGACCGCAGCCGCAGCGAACUGUCUCAAGCUCCGGUGCACAAUCGCCGUUCAGUCAGGUGACACGAUCGUCGUUCACGCAGCCAACACGGACAUUGUGGAUUGGUCAUCUCCGACCAACAGUCCGAAGCGCAGACCUCAUGCAGAUGUUUUCACGCUACGGUCAGAUCGAGACGGUUCGUCUCGUGUCCGAGAAGAGCUGUGCUUUCAUCAACUACGUCGAGACUGCCGACGCAGUCCGUGCCAGAGAAGACAUUCUUGGACGGUUGGGCGGCCGUGUCGGUCUCGGCACGAUUGGGCCAGAAGGCCAAGUGCGUGUUGGAUUCGGAAAGCCCGAGAUCAUCCCUCAGGCGGGUUCCGGAGGCUUCACGCCGGUCGCGGACCUACCUGGGGGUGUGAUGGACGGAGCCGGUGCCGAAGCUUUCAGCACAGAUUCCGCAAGUCAAGAAGCUUCCCGAGCGUUGUGGGUCGGAUCCAUACCACCUUCCACGUCCACCGAGACCCUCGUUUCCAUCUUUGCACCUUUCGGACCGAUAGAGAGCAUUCGUGUGUUGACGAGCAAGAGUUGCGCGUUCAUCAACUACGAACGACUCGAGGAUGCCAUGGCAGCGCGCAAGGCCCUGCAUGGUCGCGAAGUGCUGGGUCCUGAAGUGGGCACGGUCAGGAUCGGAUUUGCCAAAGUGCCCGCCAGGGCUUCAGAUACCCACUUUGGCUCUCUCGAUCCUGGAUCCGCUGAAUUUCAAGCAGCCAUGGAGACACUCGCCGUCCUCUCCGGGGUUAGACCGUCCGACUCGAAUCUGCCCAGAACAUUUGGCGACGAUCGCUCCGUCGCUGGUGUCGAUGGCGCAUGGAGGCAACAUGCCGCGCUGGGCUCGCAAAGCCUCGCCCGCAACCUCAGUGCCGACUCUGCUCGACUUGCCCCGACAGGCGCCUCCGGUCGGCCAGCUGGCUUCCCCACGCACAGCGCUUCCAACAGCAUCGUGCCGAGCAGCGACAAGGGCGGGGUCCCUCUUCCAGCCGAGAUGCAGCCUAAGGCCACGAUCGACGAUCUACAAAUGCUGAUGCGACAACUCGAUGAGAGCGAUCCUGACGCCGAAGCAGACGCCGCCCAGAUGGCUCGACCUCGUCCGCUCAUCAACUACUCGACGCGCAUCCCUCCCGUUCCCGAACUCCCACCUGGCCGACGCUUCGACAACAACAGGCUCAAGGAAGUGCGCAAGCGUCUCGAGACGCCCAAUUGCCUCCCAUCCGAUGCCGACGCCAUCGCCCGGGACUACCUGCCCUGCGUCGUCGACCUCUCCUCCGACUUUAUCGGCAACACUCUCGUCCAAAAGUUCUUCGAGCGCUGCAGCGAACCGAUGAAGAAGACGAUGCUCGAGCUGAUUGCGCCGCACCUAGCCAUGAUCGGUGUGCACAAGAAUGGCACGUGGGCUGCGCAGAAGAUCAUCGACUGCACGCAGGCCGACGACCAACGGGCGCUGAUCAUGCAGCACAUCCGCGCGUACGUACCGCCGCUGUUGCUGGACCAAUUUGGCAACUACGUCGUCCAGCGGCUGAUCCCGUUCGGUCGACCGCACAGCGAUUGUAUCUUCGAGGCGAUGGUGGACCGCUGUUGGGAGAUCGCGCAGGGUCGGUUUGGAGCGCGGAGCAUGCGGACCUGCCUGGAGUCGCCUGGAGUGGCCAAGUUCCACAUCAAGCAGGUGGCGCUGGCGAUUGUGCUCAACUCGGUACCGCUGGCGACGAGCCAGAACGGUGCUCUGCUGGUCACUUGGUUGUUGGACGCCGCAAUGCUGCCGGGACGCUUCCGAUUGCUGGCACCGCGGUUCGCGCCCCAUUUGGCGAGUCUGUGUACGCACAAGCUGGCUUCGCAGACCGUGCUUCGGAUCGUCAGCCAGAAAACAGAUCUGGAAGCCUCGAGACAGCUGCUGCGGGUGCUCUUCGAGGGCUCGGGCAGAUCAACGUUGUUGGAAGAGGUUCUCAUCGAUCAAGUGCACGGCAGUCAGUUUGUGACGAAGAUCUUUGCGGAAGCCGACGUGUUGGAGGGCGCAGAGCGACAGCGGUGCGGGGAGGAGGUGAAGGAUCUGUUGAUCAAACACGGGUUGGUCAACAUGCCCCCGUAUCGGCCGCUGGCUGCCGAAAUGGGGCUGCUACCCACCGCGACUCACAGCGCAGCGCAACACGAGCAGGCGCAGGUUGGCUACGACGCCAGCUUGGAGAGGCAGUUGGCGAUGAUGAACGUCAGCACGAACGCAGGAGAGCCUUCCGCCUUCUAUGGUAACAGUGACAGAGGCACGGACUCAGACUUCGACCCAUGGUCCCAAUCAUCGGCAGCCAUGCAAGACACGGCAUUCAACUUGUACCGUCAACAGCAACAAUAUCAACCUCAGCAACCACACCAAUCUCAGGGAUACCAGCAGAGGAGCUUGCACGAUUCCAGAGCAUACUAUUAG
This is a messenger RNA of Kalmanozyma brasiliensis GHG001, 3975 nucleotides long. RefSeq names its product RNA recognition motif domain protein. The record is from RefSeq and is a predicted model, not a curated record. Bases 1 to 3975 code for a protein of 1324 amino acids. Gene Ontology annotation, molecular function: RNA binding. Lineage: Eukaryota; Fungi; Basidiomycota; Ustilaginomycetes; Ustilaginales. The transcript has a single exon.